Hibiscus syriacus is the source of this 1555-nucleotide messenger RNA. Its product is annotated as protein BPS1, chloroplastic-like. The record is from RefSeq and is a predicted model, not a curated record. NCBI's taxonomy places the organism in Eukaryota, Viridiplantae, Streptophyta, Magnoliopsida, Malvales, Malvaceae. The coding region runs from base 184 to 1236 and encodes 350 amino acids. The transcript has 4 exons.
CAUCCUCAACUACUUCCCAAAGAUAAAAUUUCAACUAAGCCGGAAAAUACACCUCGCAUUUGCAGCUUUGUUCGAAAUUUCCAAAUUCCAUUCAGUAUCAAGUCAGAUCCGUGGAUAACAUCUUCUGGUUGGUUUAAUCGCUCGUUUGGUUUAAGUAUCUAAACUUCAGUAAAUACAUAAAAAAUGAGCCGUCCUCAAGAACCACACCGCCCUUUCUUCCAUUUUGGAAAUCCUUUCCGUACUCCUAAGGGUUCUCAGUUACCUCCGGGACUUCUUUCUUUAUUGAAUGCGUUUGAGGCUGCCUUGUCAGAGAGGCUGCAAAAACUUGUGCCUAAAGACAAGAAUGACAUCCUUAGCUUGUCGUGGAUGAAAUUAGCAAUGGAGUUGCUUUCCGAGAUUCACUGCGACAUAAAAAACCUGAUAACCAAUCUUGAGCUCCCUGUGACUGAUUGGGAUGAGAAAUGGAUAGAUGUGUACCUGGAGAUAAGUGUAAAGUUGCUCGAUAUUAGUAUUGCUUUUACGUCUGAACUUACAAGGCUCAACCAAGGCCAUCUCUUACUUCAGUGUGUCUUCCAUAAGUUGGAGUCCGACUCCCCGAACCAAUUCCUGCGGGCAUGUUCCUCACUUGAUAGCUGGAGACAGCACAUUCGUUCAAAAAAUCCCAGACUUGAAGGUUGUAGUCCUAUACUGGACAAACUUGUGGAGUCAUUGAGCUUGCCUAAGGUGAAGAACUCUGCUAAAGGGAAGGUUUUGAUGCGUGCUAUGUAUGGAGCUAAGGUGGUGACUACAUAUAUCUGUAGUGUCUUUGCUUCAGCUUUCUCUGGUUCUACCAAAAAUUUGUUAGAUUUGCAUGUUUAUGCUAUGCUCCCAUGGGAACAAGUUUUCUCUGAUAUGCAAACAACUGUUAAUACAGAAAUUAGAAAUAUAUUUUCUUGCGGAGAAUUUACAGUUCUUAGAGAACUUCAUGCCGUCGAUGCUUGUUCCAAGAAAUUGUAUCCAUUCCUUCAAGAUGGGUUUAGUCCUUCUGAAGGUGAAACAUUCAAGAAUUCUGUUUCAGAUAUGAGGAAUACAGCAGAGAAACUAUCGCAAGGUUUAGAUAAUCUUUCAAUGGUAGUAGAUGGCUUUUUCAAAAUAGUUUUGACUGGGCGUGAUGCUUUGCUUUGUGAUCUAAGAGCAGGUUGUGCUGUCCCCAAAUCAGUCACAGGAAGAAAUCUUGACGAGCAAGUUGCAAGGUGAAUCAUGAAUGUAUCGAAGCUAAAUUCUUCUGUAUACAGAUGGUUUAGGUCAGGCUAUUCUUGACAUGUAUAGCAUGCGUUAGUGUUUGCUCCCAAAAGAGGUAUAAAUUCUGUGCAGUUUUUCUCAGCCUUAAACCGUAUGGAUGUUUUUUAUGUGAAAAAUUAGGUGGACAUGCAAAUUGGAUAGUAUUAUAAUGAUCCCAGGCUUGAAUUCUGAGAAAAGAUCCUCGGGUUGCAUCUAUUGUAGUCGUAUGAAACUGGGAAAACAAUAUUGGUGAUAUUGUGAUUUGCAUGUUAAAUCUGUGGAUAGUAUUGUCGCA